GAACAUUAUUCGAUUCAGGCCACCAUUGCUCCUGUUUCGGCCUGGGACUUCCGCCAAUUGACUUGCGAUAUGCUCAUUGACAUCUGAGAACGCCCAGAUCCGCUUGCAACGUCGCACUCGCGGUGCUGCUUUCCCAACAUGGCUGCUCGAGGGUCUCUCCUCACCCUCGCGAACCUCCUCAUUCCAGUAGCGGUCCUCGUCUUCGCAGCCGGCUUCUUCCCGUACAAGCCAUUCAUGCCAGGCUUGGCUACCUAUGGGCCGCUCGGAUGGGAGGAAAAGAUGGGAUGGGAGAAGGAGCCGGAAGCACAGUUUGAUAAACUGGUUUUUAUGGUCGUGGAUGCAUUGAGGAGUGACUUUGUUUUUGGCAAGGACAGCGGCAUGAAAUUCGUGCAAAGCUUGAUUCGUGAUGGCUUGGCCGUCCCGUUUACCGCCCACGCUACGUCCCCAACCAUUACGAUGCCUCGGGUCAAGGCCAUGACUACAGGCUCUGUGCCUUCCUUCCUCGACGUAAUCCUCAAUUUCUUGGAGUCGGAUACAACGUCCUCUCUAGCGAAACAAGACACAUGGCUGGCACAGAUCAACGCAAAGGAAGGCGGAAAGCUGGUCAUGUACGGCGACGACACAUGGUUGAAGUUAUUUCCAGGCUUCUUCGAGCGUGCUGACGGGACGUCGAGCUUCUUUGUUUCGGAUUUCACAGAGGUCGAUAAUAAUGUGACGAGGCAUGUGCCGGAUGAGAUGCUGAAUGAUGACUGGAAUGCUAUGAUUAUGCAUUAUCUUGGUCUUGACCAUAUUGGCCAUAAGACAGGCCCCAAAGGACCCCAGAUGAUCCCCAAACAGACUGAGAUGGAUCAAAUUGUUAAGCAGAUUUACGAUGCCAUCGACAACGAAGAUCACCUUUCGAACACGCUCUUCGUCCUGUGUGGCGAUCACGGUAUGAACGAUGGCGGGAAUCACGGCGGAUCUUCGCCUGGCGAGACCUCCCCAGCCUUGGUUUUCAUGUCACCAAAGAUGAAGAAGAUCACCGAGUUCAGGGACAGGGCAUCCCCGAUCGAGCCGAAAACCCACUUUGACUACUACAAGACGGUCGAACAGAGCGACAUCGCGCCUACCCUUGCCGGACUGCUAGGUUUUCCCAUACCCAGGAACAAUCUAGGAAUCUUCAUCGAUGAUUUCUUGUAUUUCUGGGAUGACGGUAUGGACCGUGUCCGACUCCUUAUGCAGAACGCGAGACAGAUGAAAGCGAUUGUCGAAGCGACAUACCCGAGUGCAAACUUUAAGGACGAGGUGCAAGAGAUGAACUGCGAAAAGCAGCUCUCAACCGGAGAGAUGCUAGCUUGCAAGUGGCAACACGUCGCACAGGUCAUGUCAAGUGUAGCGUCACUGCAUCCUCAGAUGAGAGUCGACUACCUUUACAAUUUUCUCCGAAAUGCGCAAGAUGCCAUGAGCACAACAGCGUCCAACUACGAUGUUUCUAAGCUUUAUAUGGGCACAUUGUUGGCACUUGUUGCAACGUCUCUUUCUCUCAUAUCUCUUCGAAAGACACGUACUUUCUCGUCGGCCGCUGCAUUCUACAGCAUUACCCUACUGCUUCAUGGCAUUUCCAUGUUCGCGAGCUCUUACGUUGAGGAAGAGCAUGGCUUCUGGUACCUCAUGACAUCCACUUGGUUUAUCUAUUUACUCAUUCGCGAUUCUCAAUCAGAGUGGUUCCUGUGGUUCCUGGUCCACCCGGCGGUAAUGUUAAUGUAUCUGCACCGCGUCAUCCGUAGUUGGAACCAGACAGGCCAAAAGAACGCUGGUGCGCCUGAUAUUGUCCAUGCAUUCGCCACAAUGACGUUUGGAAGCGCCGUACUGUGGAGCUUUAUCGGGGCUACCUACCUAGAUAUAACAACGAGACUUGCCCGCCAUGUGGCAAGAUGCAUUGCGAGCUUCAUUGAGCCAGAUCCGGAUUUUGAACCCACCGACACACACCGCAUGAUGGGAACUUCUAUUGUUUUACCGCUCAGCGCAACGGCUUUUGUCUUCAAACUUGGCUUUACGGCUAAGGACGCUCCAGAGCUGACGAACGGGAUUGCAGAAGGCCUGGUCGAGUGGGUUAACACUCUUGAUCUUGUGGGUCUUGCGAGGAUGGUCUUUGCUGGCCUUGCUUUGACUGCCACUUCGGUGAUACUUGGUGAGCUCGUUAGAGCAAGAGCUAGAAAGGGGAAACAGGGAGGUGGUCAUCUCGCGGUCGCCCUUUUUGACCUCACUACGCUCUUCCUCAUCACUCAGACCAAAGCCCAGAAUAUCCCGCUGUACUUGCUCUUCAGACUGCAAACAGUCUUUCUAUCACACCUUGACCUCUCACCAUCAGCUAUAACCACAACCACCCUUCUCCUCUCGCACUCAUCCUUCUUCGCCACAGGUAACAACAACGCCAUAUCCAGCAUCGACCUCUCCAACGCCUACAACGGCAUCAGCGGCUACAAUAUCUCCCUUGUUGGCCUCCUAGUCUUCCUGAGCAACUGGGCUGCUCCCAUCUACUGGGCCCUCUUCGGUGUCCUCCUGCUCGGCUCACACGGCCACUUCGCACGCAACUUCGAUACCGCUGAGCUGGACAGCCGCGACUGGGUGGCGAAGGAGCGGGAGCAUCUGCUCCGGCUAGCAACGCAGGAGAAAGAGCGGGUGCAGAAGAGGGAGGAUACAUGGACGUGGAUGCAGCACGUCGGACUCAUGACUGUGUGGACGAGUGCAAGUCUUGCGGUUGUGAUGGCCGCGUGUACAGUCCUUAGAAGUCACUUGUUUGUGUGGAGUGUGUUUAGCCCGAAGUUCUUGAUGCAGGUGGUUUGGGGGGUGGCGUUCCAUGGCGGUGUGACGGUGGGAUUGGGUGGAUUGAUAUGGUGGCUGGUGACCUGGUAGCAGGCGAUGUUGUGGUGAUGAGAUGGUGAUGAACAAAAAUAAUUUGUAUACUGACUGUGUUUGUGUUCACUAUAUAUCCAUGUACGAGUGCGGGAUCUAGUUCCUCGUACGUUCUAGGAUGCCUUUCCCACCUAGAAACUAAGACUAUGGAUAAAGCCGUGCAGAAUGAUUGGACCAUGUACCUUCUCUCCCACAUCGGCUGUUUUGGUCUUGCUCCUAUCAUCAAUCAAGUGUCU
This is a messenger RNA of Westerdykella ornata, 3131 nucleotides long. Its product is annotated as alkaline phosphatase-like protein. The transcript is spliced from 9 exons. NCBI's taxonomy places the organism in Eukaryota, Fungi, Ascomycota, Dothideomycetes, Pleosporales, Sporormiaceae. Gene Ontology annotation, biological process: GPI anchor biosynthetic process. Gene Ontology annotation, cellular component: endoplasmic reticulum membrane. The record is from RefSeq and is a predicted model, not a curated record. The coding region runs from base 139 to 2895 and encodes 918 amino acids.